This is a messenger RNA of Cercocebus atys (sooty mangabey), 3916 nucleotides long. It is a transcript of the gene SCNN1A, whose product is annotated as sodium channel, non voltage gated 1 alpha subunit. The coding region runs from base 541 to 2889 and encodes 782 amino acids. The record is from RefSeq and is a predicted model, not a curated record. Lineage: Eukaryota; Metazoa; Chordata; Mammalia; Primates; Cercopithecidae. Gene Ontology annotation, cellular component: membrane. Gene Ontology annotation, biological process: sodium ion transmembrane transport. Gene Ontology annotation, molecular function: ligand-gated sodium channel activity. The transcript is spliced from 14 exons.
GGGAGGAGAGGCUUGGCUGCCAGAUUCAACUGGAAAGGAACCAGUCCCAGUCCAGCCGCAACCUGGGAGUGGGAAGCUGGAGGCAGCCCAGACCUCCUGGAGCCCGGCAGUCCUGGGGUAGAGACAGAAUCAGGACGCAGCUCGAGGUCAGGGCCAGAGGCUGGAGGUGAGGGCCUAGAGUGAGAAGGGGUAAGGCAAGUGGGGAAGAGGAAGAGAGGCAGGAUUAGAGAGAGGAGCCAGGUCAGAAAGAGGGGAGCUGGGAGAGACCCAAAGAGAAACCGGGCAGAUAGAGAGGGAGUGAGAGGCAGGCGCUGAGACACAGAUCCCAGAGGAAGAUCAAAGGAAGAGGGCAGAGACAGAAAAGGAGGUGCUGGGACAGAAACCAACGGGUGGCCCCCUCAGGGAAGCAGAGGAGAGGUUGUUCCAGGGAAGCCCAGCUCCGGCACUUUUGGCCCCAACUCCCGCAGGUCUGCUGGCUCCAGGAAAGGUGGAGGAGGGAGGGAGGAGUGGGAGAAUGUGGGCGCAGGGUGGGACGUGGGCAUGGCCAGGGGCAACCUCACUUGGGUUCCAGGGGUGAUGGGAGAGGGCACUCAGGGCCCAGAGCUCAGCCUUGACCCUGACCCUUGCUCUCCCCAAUCCGCCCCGGGGCUCAUGAAGGGGAACAAGCUGGAGGAGCAGGACCCUAGACCUCUGCAGCCCACCCCAGGGCUCAUGGAGGGGAACAAGCUGGAGGAGCAGGACCCUAGACCUCAGCAGCCCACCCCAGGGCUCAUGAAGGGGGACAAGCGUGAGGAGCAGGGGCUGGGCCCAGAACCUGCGGCACCCCAGCAGCCCACGGCGGAGGAGGAGGCCCUGAUCGAGUUCCACCGCUCCUACCGAGAGCUCUUCGAGUUCUUCUGCAACAAUACCACCAUCCACGGCGCCAUCCGCCUGGUGUGCUCGCAGCACAACCGCAUGAAGACGGCCUUCUGGGCAGUGCUCUGGCUCUGCACCUUUGGCAUGAUGUACUGGCAAUUCGGCCUGCUUUUCGGAGAGUACUUCAGCUACCCCGUCAGCCUCAACAUCAACCUCAACUCGGACAAGCUUGUCUUCCCCGCAGUGACCAUCUGCACCCUCAAUCCCUACAGGUAUCCGGAAAUUAAAGAGGAGCUGGAGGAGCUGGACCGCAUCACACAGCAGACGCUCUUUGACCUGUACAAAUACGACUCCUCCGCCACCCUCGUGGCCGGCUCCCGCGGCCGUCGCGACCUGCGGGGCACUCUGCCGCACCCCUUGCAGCGCCUGAGGGUCCCGUCCCCGCUUCACGGGGCCCGUCAAGCCCGUAGCGCCGCCUCCAGCGUGCGGGACAACAACCCCCAAGUGGACUGGAAGGACUGGAAGAUCGGUUUCCAGCUGUGCAACCAGAACAAAUCAGACUGCUUCUACCAGACAUACUCAUCAGGGGUGGAUGCAGUGAGGGAGUGGUACCGCUUCCACUACAUCAACAUCCUGUCGAGGCUGCCAGAGACUCUGCCAUCCCUGGAGGAGGACACACUGGGCAACUUCAUCUUCGCCUGCCGCUUCAACCAGGUCUCCUGCAACCAGGCGAAUUACUCUCACUUCCACCACCCAGUGUAUGGAAACUGCUACACUUUCAAUGACAAGAACAACUCUAACCUCUGGAUGUCUUCCAUGCCUGGAGUCAACAAUGGUCUGUCCCUGAUGCUGCGCACAGAGCAGAAUGACUUCAUUCCCCUGCUGUCCACAGUGACUGGGGCCCGGGUAAUGGUGCACGGGCAGGAUGAACCUGCCUUUAUGGAUGAUGGUGGCUUUAACUUGCGGCCUGGCGUGGAGACCUCCAUCAGCAUGAGGAAGGAAGCCCUGGACAGAUUGGGGGCGACUAUGGGACUGCACCAAGACAUGGCAGUGAUGUUCCUGUCCAAGAAACCUUUACGCCUUCAAAUGUACACGCAGCAGUUCCUCCUCCCAGGACUCUCCCCUGGGCCCAGCUUCCCACAGGGUGGGCCGAGGGCCAUCCCAGGAGGUGACAUGGUAGCGGACACUGGAGACACGGAGGCCUCAAAGGCAGCGGAUUGUCUCACCCCAGAGUUCAGCGUCCAUCCCUACCUUGUUCCUGUCUGUGUUGUGAGGAUGAGAGAGGAAGUAAGGCUAAAAACACAGUCUGCUGCAUUUCCUAGGGCUUACUUCCCCGGAGGAGAGGACCAGCUGCUUCCCCUUCUUCCAAAGAUCUCCAACCCUGGCUACUGCUACUAUAAGCUCCAGGCUGACUUCUCCUCAGACCACCUGGGCUGUUUCACCAAGUGCCGGAAGCCAUGCAGUGUGACCAGCUACCAGCUCUCGGCUGGUUACUCACGAUGGCCCUCGGUGACAUCCCAGGAAUGGGUCUUCGAGAUGCUAUUGCGACAGAACAACUACACCAUCAACAACAAGAGAAAUGGAGUGGCCAAAGUCAACAUCUUCUUCAAGGAGCUGAACUACAAAACCAAUUCUGAGUCUCCCUCUGUCACGAUGGUCACCCUCCUGUCCAACCUGGGCAGCCAGUGGAGCCUGUGGUUCGGCUCCUCAGUGCUGUCUGUGGUGGAGAUGGCUGAGCUCAUCUUUGACCUGCUGGUCAUCACAUUCCUCCUGCUGCUCCGAAGGUUCCGAAGCCGAUACUGGUCUCCAGGCCGAGGGGACAGGGGUGUUCAGGAGGUGGCCUCCACCCAGGCAUCCUCCCCGCCUUCCCACUUCUGCCCCCACCCCACAUCUCUGUACUUAUCCCAGCUAGGCCCUGCUCCCUCCCCAGCCUUGACAGCCCCUCCCCCUGCCUAUGCCACCCUGGGCCCCUGCCCAUCUCCAGGGGGCUCCGCAGGGGCCAGCUCCACUGCCUAUCCUCUGGGGGGGCCCUGAGAGAGAAGGAGAGGUUCCUCGCACCAAGGCAGAUGCUCCCCUGGUGGGAGGGUGCUGCCCUUGGCAAGAUUGAAGGAUGUGCAGGGCUUCCUCUCAGAGCCGCCCAAACUGCCUUUGAUGUGUGGAGGGGAAGCGAGAUGGGUAAGGGGCUCAGGAAGUUGUUCCAAGAACAGUGGCCAAUGAAGCUGCCCAGAAGUGCCUUGACUCCGGCUCUGUACCCCUUGGUACUGCCUCUGAACACUCUGGUUUCCCCACCCAACUGCAGCUAAGUCUCCUUUUCCCUUGGAUCAGCCAAGCCAAACUUGGAGCUUUGACAAGGAACUUUCCUAAGAAAUGGCUGAUGACCAGGACAAAACACAACCAAGGGUACACACAGGCAUGCACGGGUUUCCUGCCUGGCGACAGCUGAAGCCAGCCCCUGACUGACCUGGCCACACUGCUCUCCAGUAACACAGAUGUCUGCUCCUCAUCUUGAACUUGGGUGGGAAACCCCACCCAAAAGCCCCCUUUAUUACUUAGGCAAUUCCCCUUCCCUGACUCCCGAGAGCCAGGGCCGGAGCAGACCCAUGUAAGUAAAGGCAGCUCCAGGGCUCCUCCAGGCUCAUACCCGUGCCCUCACAGAGCCAUGCUCCAGCGCUUCUGUCCUGUGUCUUUCGUCCCUCUACAUGUCUGCUCAAGAUAUUUCCUCAGCCUGAAAGCUUCCCCAGCCAUCUGCCGGAGAACUCCUAUGCAUCCCUCAGAACCCUGCUCAGACACCAUUACUUUUGUGAAGGCUUCUGCCACAUCUUGUCGUCCCAAAAAUUGAUCACUCCCCUUUCUCCUGGGCUCCCGUAGCACACUAUAACAUCUGCUGGAGUGUUGCUGUUGCACCAUACUUUCUUGUACGUUUGUGUCUGCCUCCCCAACUGGACUGUGAGGGCCUUGUGGCCAGGGACUGAGUCUUGCCCGUUUAUGUAUGCUCCGUGUCUAGCCCAUCAUCCUGCUUGAAGCAAGUAGGCAGAUGCUCAAUAAAUGUUUGUUGCAUAAA